AUGAGUGCCACAUUAUCAACUCAAUCAUCAGGAUAUUUUUCUCGCCCUCAGUCUACCUCUCCAUUCAAAAGAAUUCACAAUUGAUCAUCCCACGCUAGCUCCUCCAAACAUAUUCAGCCUGUCGAAAAAACUACAAAAUCGUCUUCCAAAAAUUUAAAGCAAGAUUUCAACGAUGAUUUAUCUUCCGACAAGCCACUUAGCGAAGCAGUUAUGUUAUGCCCUAAAGAAAUUCUAGAAAAUGAAGAAGAUAAUUCAGAGAAUCCUAAUGUAAAUUAUUUUUUCCAGAAAGGCAAAAAGCUAAGAAUUAAAGGCGAUUUUUUUAACGCUGUUAAAAGUUACAAAAAGGUCCUUUCAUUUGAUGAAGACCAUUUUCCAAGCUUAAUCAACUUAACUUUCCUAGGUUAGGAAGCAAGAUAUUUGUUAGUUUUAAAAAGUUAUAUGAUUAAAAUAUAUAUCCAAAUUUGCAAUAGAUAUGCAUAUUUAAUUUAUAAAAUUUUUGUUUUAGGAUGCAAGCUACCUAUAUUGAAAAUAUUAGCUAGAGAUCUCACUAUAAUAAUCAUAACUUAUUUUAUCAAAAUAUUAUUUUUAAAAACAAUUUUUUCAUAAAAUAAAUUUAAUUUCGAACUUUUCCAAUAGUUUUGCUAGCUAAAAAAGGUGAGUUAGGAAUUUGCUAUUUAAAGUUGGGAUUGAUAACUGAAGCCAUCUCUACAUUUGAUUAUGCAAUAAAAAUAAAUGAAAAUUCAUUUAUUCCUUAUUUUAACAAAGCCCUUGCACAUAUUUAUUUGCAGCAGUACAGUGAAGCUGUUAAAUGUAUGAACAAUGCAUAUAUAAUAUUAAAUGACAAAGCGCCUGAAGAGUUAUUUAGAAUAAGAGCAUUAGCUUUAUACCGGUCUGGUAAAAUUGCUGCAGCAUUAGACGACAUUCAAAGAAAUCAUACCCCUUUAAAGCCUAAAAAUUCCCAAAUAGCAAGUACUUCUAUAGAAAUAGAAGAGAGAACAUCUAAUGAAAAAAUUAAUAAAAGCGUCAGAACAGAGCACGUAGAAAAGGAAAGAAGAGUUAAUAGAUCUUUUGACCAAAUUUAUGAAAAGCCAGUAAUCUGGAAAAUCCCACAUACAAUUAAAGACUUUGACACUAGAAGAUUAAAUACAAGGUCAGUCACCCCAAGCAUGAAAUCGCCGAUGAGGAAUAGAGAAAUAAAAACUGUGACAAGGCCACAAACAAGGCAAAAACCUAAAUUUUUCUUUGAAAGGAGAACUGAAAAACGGAAAAGCACAAUCCAAAAUGUAAGUCCUCGGGUAUCUAUAAAACAGUCUGAAAUCCAUAGCCCUGCGAAUUUUGAUAAAUGGUUUUCACCUAUAAAAGUUCCUGAAAGCCAAGCAGAGCUCUUAAAAGAAGACGCUUCAGGCUGCUUCCAUAAUGAUUUAUCAUUUUCCCAAAUAAAAGAAAAUAUUUUAAGAAAUCACGAAAUUCAUAAUAAAAUCCAAGAAAAAUUCAGCUUGCUACAAAUUAAGCUUGAAGAAGACGCCAAAAAGCAAGUCGCAAAAUUAAAUGAUGAUUUUCUUCCUUUAUUAACUAGCGGACUCUCUGAACAAAAUAUCCAGUCAAUUAAAAAAGAAUAUUUAAAAGAAAAAUCAAAGCGAAAUUUCGAAGAAAUCGACCAAAUAAUCAGAAAUUUGAAAUUUUUUGCAAGGUUUUCGAAAGAAGUAAGAAUAAGCUUGUUGAAAAUUUCUGAACUACAUCAUUAUCAUUCAGGAAUGGUUAUUUUUAAGCAAGGAGAUCAAGGGGAUAUGAUGUACGUGAUCGUUAGAGGGUCUGUGUCUAUUGAAAAAACUACAGAGGAAUUUGGCAAUCAAAAUAUUGUUGUUAAUUCUCUUUAUGAUGGGAGUCAAUUUGGAGAGCUUGCAUUGAUAAAUAGUAUUAGAUCAGAAGGACAAGUUAAUGAAAGACUUGCAACUGUUAUUACAAGUGAACCAUCAGAGUUGAUAAAUAGUAUUUAAAUGAAUAAAUCCUGCUAAUUAUAAGAAUUAAUAGAAAAAAUUAUUUAUAUUAUAAAUAUGAUCCAAUUUACUCAUGAAGAAUAUCAAUUCCCAAGCUCGAGUAUAACAGAAUCCUUUUAAAUCAGCUUAAAAGCAAUAUGGAAGCCAAAAUCAUGUUUUUAAGCAAGCUUCCUUUAUUUAAAGGAGUUGAUCCAAUCUUUUUAAUCCCAUUAGCAAGCAAUAUUGAGCCAGUUACCUACGACUUCAACGAAGUAAUUUUAGAAAAAGGCGAGCAGCCUAAAGGUCUUUAUAUCAUUAUGAAAGGUAACGCUGCUGUUAUUACAGAAGGAUACUCAGUCAAAGACCGUACAGGCAGCGAAUUUGCCAACGUCAAAAUAAGAAAACCAUCCCCUAAGCCUUUCUAUAUGGGAAAUAUCAAUCCUCCUGAAAAAGAAAUCAAAAAUAAAGACCCUCAAGUAGACCCUAUAGAAAGACUAAUAAAUAAAGAAAUUAACGAUGCAGACGACAAAACCUGGGUAAAAAUCAACAAAUUUGUAUCAGAAGCCGACAAAGAAUUAAUUGGAAAAGAAAAAUAUUUAUAUAAAGACAGAAUUUUAUUUGCAGCUUUACAGACAAAUGACUUCUUUGGAGGAAGAUCUCUAAUUGAAGGGGAAGUUCUCCACAAUACAACGACAGAUUAUAGCAUUGAAGCAAAAAAAGUUUCUAUAGAGCCUUCAAAAUUUUCAGUGGUAAAUUAUAUUUAGGUCGCUCAGUCUUCGUCGUGUGAGGUUUUUAUUAUCACCAAAAAUCAAGCUGGGUAUUUAAAUGAAAAAGUAGCUGACCAGAUGAAAACUAUUAUACAGAAAAGCUAUGAAGUAGACUGUCCGCCAGAGAUUGACCCAGAAGUUAUGGAUAAGUUAUUUACAAAAUGGCAACAAUUCAGGGUUGAUUUAGUUGAAAAUAUUAGAAGAAAUAAUUAUGUGGAUCGAAGAAGGGCCGGUUUCCCAUUUGUUAGAGCUUAG
Messenger RNA from Blepharisma stoltei, 2998 nucleotides. NCBI's taxonomy places the organism in Eukaryota, Ciliophora, Heterotrichea, Heterotrichida, Blepharismidae. The record is from the annotation of a GenBank genome assembly.